Messenger RNA from Stomoxys calcitrans (stable fly), 516 nucleotides. RefSeq lists its product as uncharacterized. The record is from RefSeq and is a predicted model, not a curated record. The transcript has 4 exons. The coding region runs from base 1 to 516 and encodes 171 amino acids. Lineage: Eukaryota; Metazoa; Arthropoda; Insecta; Diptera; Muscidae.
AUGCAGCACCAGCGUAGUCUCGUCAACUCUGUGACACGCAGUGGACUAAUAUUCAGAUCUAUCAGAUUGCCACCCUCCUCAACUGCGACGGACUGUCUCCUCAAUGCUCAUGAGCAAUGUAACUUACGCACCGAAAAGUGUUACCUAAAGGCCAGAGCAAGGGACACCGUAAGUUUUCAUCUCUACGCUGAAAUGCAUCAAUUGCCCCUAACCAAUAUGACGGUGAAUGCUCAACUUUUUGUCAAGGGCAAUGGCUAUAGGCCAUUUUUGUACAAUGACACUUUGGAUUUUUGCAAAUUUGUUAAAAAUCCAAAUCGUUAUAUGUUUUGGAAAAUCAUCUAUGAAAUACAAAAACCGUAUUCAACGGUGAAUCAUUCAUGUCCAAUCAAUGAUCUAAAGGAAUCCUUGGUACCCAAGCAUGUGCCAUUGGUCGAGAAGAAAUAUCUGCACCUGACCAGAUCUCACCAAUCUUUUUUAGCGCACAACGAUAUAACUCAAUCGAGCGUUGAUCCCUGA